Messenger RNA from Hipposideros armiger (great roundleaf bat), 4019 nucleotides. It is a transcript of the gene ZNF281, whose product is annotated as zinc finger protein 281. NCBI's taxonomy places the organism in Eukaryota, Metazoa, Chordata, Mammalia, Chiroptera, Hipposideridae. The transcript has 2 exons. Bases 226 to 2856 code for a protein of 876 amino acids. Gene Ontology annotation, molecular function: RNA polymerase II cis-regulatory region sequence-specific DNA binding; DNA-binding transcription factor activity, RNA polymerase II-specific. Gene Ontology annotation, biological process: regulation of DNA-templated transcription. The record is from RefSeq and is a predicted model, not a curated record.
CCAACCGCCCCGGUGAUUGACAGGCGAGCCGGGCGGAAGCUGCGGCGCCUGCGCGCUGGCCGCGCAGCGCUCCCCUCGGGCCGGGCCGGAGAGUUCCCAGCAGGCCCCGCGCCGCGCCUGCGCAGUGCGGGGGAGGCUUUUAAUUCCAUUGUGGAGAGGACGGCGUUAUUUUUAUUAACUGGAGGCGGCGGCGGCGGCGGCGGGACCCCAGGCCUCCUCCGGGGCAUGAAAGUCGGCGGCGGGUUCCUGAGCGGCGGCGGCGGCGGCUCCGGCGGCCGGCGGGCGGAGAUGGAGCCCACCUUCCCGCAGGGUCUGGUCAUGUUCAACCACCGGCUGCCCCCGGUCGCCAGCUUCGCCCGGCCGGCCGGCCCGGCCGCCCCUCCCCCGCAGUGCGUGCUCGCCGCCUCUACCUCCGCGGCCCCGGCGGCCGAGCCCCCCCCUGCGCCGGCCCCGGACGUGACUUUCAAGAAGGAGCCGGCGGCCUCCGGCGCGGCCUUCCCGGCGCAGCGCACCUCCUGGGGCUUCCUGCAGUCGCUGGUGAGCAUCAAGCAGGAGAAGCCCGCGGACCCCGAGGAGCAGCCGUCCCCGCACCACCACCACCACCACCACCACCACCACCACCACUACGGGGGGCUGUUCGCGGGGGCCGAGGACCGGGGCCAAGAGGAGUCCCACGGCGUCAUCCAGGACCUCAGCGUCCUCCACCAGCACGCCCCGCCGCCGCCCGGCCCGCAGCACCGCGACGCGCUGCUCGGCGCCGGCGCCAGGACCGACGAGCGCCACGACCACGGGGAGCCAAAGCAGGACACGAACUUAGUCAAAAAGGCGAAGAGGCCAAAGCCAGAAUCUCAGGGAAUCAAAGCCAAGAGGAAGCCGAGCGCAUCUUCCAAACCGCCCGCGGUCGGAGACGGAGAAGGCGCCGUCCUCUCCCCAAGCCAGAAACCUCACAUCUGCGACCACUGCAGCGCUGCUUUCCGGAGCUCCUAUCACCUGCGGAGACACGUGCUCAUCCACACCGGGGAGAGGCCGUUCCAGUGCAGCCAGUGCAGCAUGGGCUUCAUCCAGAAAUACCUCCUGCAGCGGCACGAGAAGAUCCACAGCCGCGAGAAGCCGUUCGGCUGCGACCAGUGCAGCAUGAAGUUCAUCCAGAAAUACCACAUGGAGCGACACAAGAGGACACAUAGCGGAGAAAAGCCAUAUAAGUGCGACACCUGCCAACAGUAUUUCUCGAGGACUGAUCGGCUGUUGAAGCACAGACGCACGUGUGGUGAAGCCAUAGCGAAAGGAGCCGCGAGCGCAGAACCUGGGUCAUCGAACCCCAACAGUAUGGGUCACCUGGCUGUGUUGUCUCAGGGAAACACAAGUUCUUCAAGGAGGAAAACCAAGUCAAAAAGCGUAGCUGUCGAAAAUAAGGAGCAAAAGACUGCUAAAGCGAGCGAAUCGCCAAUUUCCAACAGCCUGAGCGUGCAGAGUUACUCGGUGGAGAUGCCUGCCAUGUCUUCCGGCGGAGGCAUCAUUGGCCCUGGUGUGGAUGAACUGCAGAAAAGGGUGCCAAAACUGAUCUUCAAGAAAGGAAGCAGGAAGAGUACCGACAAAAACUACCUUAACUUUGUGUCACCGUUACCAGACAUAGUAGGACAGAAGCCUUUGUCUGGGAAACCAGGUGGCGCACUUGGCAUAGCAUCGAGUACUGGUGUGGAGACCAUUAGUCUUCUCCAGGGUACAGGUGGCAAGCAAGGCCAGAUGAACAGUAAUUACGAUGAUGCCAUGCAGUUUUCAAAGAAAAGAAGAUACUUACCAACUGCCAGCAGCAACAGUGCCUUCUCUAUAAACGUGGGACACAUGGUCUCCCAGCAGUCUGUCAUUCAGUCUGCAGGGGUCAGUGUUUUGGACAGCGAGGCCCCAUUGUCACUUAUUGACUCCUCAGCCCUAAAUACUGAAAUUAAGUCUUGUCAUGACAAGUCUGGAAUUCCGGAUGAGGUUUUGCAGAGUAUUCUGGAUCAGUACUCCGGCAAGUCAGAAAGCCAGAAAGAGGAUCCCUUCAACAUAACAGAACCACGAGUGGACUUACACACCUCAGGAGAACACUCAGAGUUGGUUCAAGAAGAGAAUUUGAGCCCAGGCACCCAGACCCCUUCAAGUGAGAAGGCCAGCGUGUUGCAAGAAUACUCCAAGUACCUCCAGCAGGCUUUUGAAAAAUCCACGAAUGCGGGCUUUGCGCUUGGACACGGUUUCCAGUUUGUCAGCUUGUCUUCGCCUCUCCACAACCACACCUUAUUUCCAGAAAAGCAGAUAUACACUACGUCUCCUUUGGAGUGUGGUUUCGGCCAGUCUGUUACCUCAGUGUUGCCAUCUUCAUUGCCAAAGCCUCCUUUUGGGAUGUUGUUUGGAUCUCAACCAGGUCUUUACCUGUCUGCUUUGGAUGCCACCCAUCAGCAGUUGACACCUUCCCAGGAGCUGGAUGAUCUGAUAGAUUCUCAGAAGAAUCUGGAGACCUCAUCAGCCUUUCAGUCCUCAUCUCAGAAACUGACCAGCCAGAAGGAACAACAGAAAAACUUAGAGUCCUCAGCCAGCUUUCAGAUUCCAUCUCAGGAGUUAGCUAGCCAGAUAGAUCCUCAGAAAGACACAGAGCCUAGAACGACGUACCAGAUUGAGAACUUUGCACAAGCGUUUGGUUCUCAGUUCAAGUCGGGCAGCAGGGUGCCAAUGACCUUUAUCAGUAACUCUAAUGGAGAAGUGGACCAUAGAGGAAGGACUUCAGUGUCAGAUUUCUCAGGGUAUACAAACAUGAUGUCUGAUGUAAGUGAGCCAUGUAGCACGAGAGUAAAGACACCCACCAGCCAGAGUUACCGGUAAGGUCCCCAGCAGGGCCCGGGCUGGAGGUCUUCUAAUGUAAUUUUGUUUUAUUUUGAGAACACUGCCAUUGGAAUGUUUCUACACGAUCCUAUUAAGAAUAAUGUAAUGCCCUUUCAAUGCAACUUUUCAUAUUUAGUUUAUUUUGUUAGCGUGAUUUUAGCUCUGUUUGUAUUAUGAUUUUUAAUCAAAAUCAAUAGAUUAAAAAUAGUUUGCCAUUCAAAGUGACAAUGUCUAGCAAUCAAAUUUACAUGUAUAGAUCGUCAGGGAAUAGCCCAAAAGUUUUAAAUGCAAAAAAAUAAAAAACAAAAAAAACAACAAAAAAAAACCCUACAAAAAAACAAAACAAAAAAAACACAAAAAAACUUUGUUGCUAGGAUUAAGGUUAUUCUAAUUGCUUCACUCUCAGGAAAGUGUAAUAACGCAUGGGAAUUCUGUACGUAUCACUGUAAUGGAAUAUCCAAUUUACAGAUAGUAUGAUACACAUUUCAUCAUUUAAGUAAGGGAUCGAGAACAUUUCAAAUUGCUCUAUCUUGGCUGAUAGAUAUACAUUUCAUCAUUUUAAGUGAGGGAUCGAAAACAUUUCAAAUUGCUGUCUCCAUCUGGGCUGAUCCAAAAUUCUGAGAUGUUUGCUACCUAUAUUUUGUUGCAGCUUUUAAAUGUACUCUGAACUUACCACAUUCAUUCCAGCCUGGUAGAACAAAUAUUCUUGGAUCUUUGAUCAAAGCCUGGAAUGAUAGCUUUAAUAAAAGAAGAAGAAAGAAAAAAAAAAAGCACCCUCUCCUUAUCCCAACUGUAGUAAGGCUAUAAUUCCAUUAGGAGUCCGCUGACAUCUAGAACAGUGUUGAAGCCCAAGUGGUUGGUUCCAGUAUUAGAACCCCAGUUGGAAUUACAACGUUCUUUGAAAUUUGGGGUAUGCAUUAUUAUACAUGGCCUAAAGACACCGUCCUCUUGUCUGUAUUAUUAAAUGUCACCCACACUUCUGGGUUUUUCUUUUGUUUCUAAUCCAUCUUUCUAAGAGUUCUGGACCUUGCUUGUUCCUCUUUCUGUCUUGACAGUUUCGAUUUUAGGAUGAUUUACAUUGCAUAGGUAAUUCAUUAUGCAUUUUACAUGCCUAUGGCAUCCAGAUACUAAACAAUAAAAACACCCCCCCCCCCAGAUUUUCA